CGGGGCAGCACGUGACCUGAGCUAGGGAGCGAGAGUCACGUGAUGGUGCCCGGAAGCUGCUGUCCAGGCGACUAAAACACUAUGGGUAGGGGUCGGAGCUGAGGCUGCAUAGGGUGGGCUGAGCAGGAGCCGGAUCCCGGGCCAGGUGGAGCCGACCGCUACCAUGUCCACGCAGAGACUUCGCAACGAAGACUAUCAUGACUACAGCUCCACGGACGUGAGCCCCGAGGAGAGCCCAUCAGAAGGACUGGGUGGCUUCACCCCUGGCUCCUACCAGCGUUUAGGGGAGAGCAACAGUACGACGUGGUUCCAGACCUUGAUCCACCUGCUAAAAGGCAACAUUGGCACUGGACUCCUGGGGCUGCCACUGGCAGUGAAAAAUGCAGGCCUCUUGUUGGGUCCUGUGAGCCUGCUGGUGAUUGGCAUCGUGGCAGUGCACUGCAUGGGUAUCCUGGUGAAAUGUGCGCAUCACUUAUGCCGCAGGAUGAACAAACCCUUUUUGGACUAUGGGGAUACAGUGAGGUACGGACUAGAAUGCAGCACCAGCGCCUGGAUCCGGAACCAUUCCCACUGGGGAAGGUAUGUCGUGGACUUCUUCCUCAUCGUCACUCAGCUGGGCUUCUGCUGCGUCUACUUUGUGUUUCUGGCUGACAACUUUAAACAGGUGAUAGAGGCGGCCAAUGGGACUACCACCGACUGCCACAACAGUGAGGUGGUGGUCCAGAUGACCACCAUGGACUCCCGACUCUACAUGCUCGCCUUCCUGCCCUUCCUGGUGCUGCUGGCUUUCAUCAGGAACCUGCGUAUCUUGUCCAUCUUCUCCCUGCUGGCCAAUGUCAGCAUGCUGGUCAGCCUGGUCAUGAUAUACCAGUACAUUGUCCAGAGGAUCCCGGACCCCAGCCACCUACCCUUGGUGGCGCCAUGGAAGACCUACCCUCUGUUCUUUGGGACGGCAAUUUUUGCUUUUGAAGGCAUUGGAGUGGUUCUACCUCUUGAGAACAAAAUGAAGGAUUCACAGAAAUUUCCACUUAUCCUGUAUUUGGGGAUGGCUAUAGUCACUGUACUCUACAUCAGCCUGGGGAGCCUGGGGUACUUGCAGUUUGGAGCUGCUAUCAAGGCCAGCAUCACACUCAACAUGCCCAACUGCUGGUUGUACCAGUCGGUGAAGCUGCUGUACUCCGUGGGCAUCUUCUUCACAUACGCGCUCCAGUUCUACGUCGCCGCUGAGAUCGUCAUCCCUGUCAUUGUGUCCCGAGUGCCUGAGCAUUACAAGCUAGUGGUGGACCUUCUUGUGCGCACUGCAAUGGUCUCUGUGACGUGUGUUCUGGCCAUCCUCAUCCCUCGUCUGGAACUGGUCAUCUCCCUGGUGGGCUCCGUGAGCAGCAGCGCCCUGGCCCUCAUCAUCCCGCCCCUGCUGGAGGUGACCACCUACUACGGGGAGGGCCUGAGCCCCCUGACCAUCAUCAAGGAUGCCCUCAUCAGCAUCCUGGGCUUCGUGGGCUUCGUGGUGGGGACUUAUGAGUCUCUGUGUGAGCUGAUCCAGCCAAGCCCUGGCAAAAAUUCCACCAGUGCCUUCAUAUAAGGAUCUGGGUGUGUUCCCUGCACCUGCCCAGCCCCACCCUUGUGUGUCUCCCAGUAGUGUCCCCGCAUCCUCGGGUGUGGGUCAGCCACUGGAAAAAGGCAGGGCUGCUGCCUGGGCACUCUUCCACCUGGCACUGGACCCUUGGGUAACCUAGGCUAGAUGAGACUUUAAGUUUGGGGGAGGGCGGGAGCAGACAUACCACUUGUGCCGGUGCAACCAUUGCUUUCAUCGCCCCUCCUCCCUCGGCACCACCUCCUCAUCUGACCUGCCCCACCCACCUAGAUUAUGCCCAUUGCACAGUUCACUUUAUUUGAAAGGUCUCCUCCUGCUCCUGAUAUUUUUCUCCUUCCCGGGGCCAGGCCUGGAUUAAGUAGGUGGGGACUCUUAUGUUUUACAAAGCCAGGCCUCUUUCUCUUUGGGCU
Acomys russatus (golden spiny mouse) is the source of this 2004-nucleotide messenger RNA. RefSeq names its product proton-coupled amino acid transporter 1. Gene Ontology annotation, molecular function: glycine transmembrane transporter activity; amino acid:proton symporter activity; L-proline transmembrane transporter activity. Gene Ontology annotation, cellular component: vacuolar membrane. The transcript is spliced from 11 exons. Lineage: Eukaryota; Metazoa; Chordata; Mammalia; Rodentia; Muridae. The record is from RefSeq and is a predicted model, not a curated record. Gene Ontology annotation, biological process: proton transmembrane transport; glycine transport; L-alanine transport. The coding region runs from base 164 to 1582 and encodes 472 amino acids.